UCACUGGAAAAGUAUAUAUAUUAUAUUGAAAGGUUAUCCGAACAUUGCGCCCCCUUCUUGUAUGUUAAUGGAGUGGACCAGAACAGAGAAUGAAAAUAACCUUAAUAAUCAACAAAUCACAAUGUUUUAAACCUACUUCAGGAGCUUUCUGACAAUGUCAAUGAAAACUAAGAAUGUAAAAGUCUACAUUAUGUGGACGUUAUGGGUGUUGGUGGUGAUGUACUGGAGUGUAUUAUAUUGCAAGGUUUUCCUAAUAGUUUGUAUGUUAAUUGGGUCGACCAGAACAGAGAUUGAAAAUAACCUUAAAAAAACAACAAAUCACAAUGUUUUAAAGAGUCCUCUCUCCUGUCUGAACAAAUACACUAUUACCCAACACUACUGCCAAUCACAAUUCAUGUUUGCAAUGUCAUGUUUGAAUUAGAGCUUAGUUGAAGGUGAACUUACCACAGUCUUUGUUUGUUGAUCUACAGUAUGUAUAAGACUGAGGCAACAGAGUCAAGAUGGCCGACAGUCCCUCAGUCCAACCCACAGUUAUAGGAGGCAACGGUGUCAAGCAAGAUCAAGCGUCCCUCUGUGUUCAGAUGAUGACUGGGUUUCUAAAUGCCCCUCUGGCUGCAGACUCCAGGGUUUGAUCUUGCAGAUGGAAAGCGAGGUGGAGAAAAAGAUGAGAAACAUUUGUAAGGCCGCAAAGACGUAUGAAGAUGCAUCUGAGAAGUCCAUGACGACUAUGACACACAUCUACAACUCCAAUCGGAAAGUCCUAGUCAACGAAUACAUGUCGGAGCUAAAGUUCGUCGAUUACGCCGAAGGAUUGGCCAGGAAUCUCACGUUACUACGUAAACGAUCAGCCAGACUGUCGCAGCAACUCAAGGAGCUAAGCAGCAACGCUCAGGAGCAGAUUGAGGAAUUGUACAGAACAGAGGUGGACAUUGACAUUAAGUUACGAGCCUGCCAUGGUUCCUGCCGGUCAGCUGUACUAUACAGUGUCGAUCAUUCCAGCUAUGAAACGAUCCAAACUCACAGGGAUCAGGUGGACAAGACUAUGAACCAGCGAAGGAAGUCUGCUAAACCCCCUGUAAACAUCCCACAUGUCAAGCUGCAGCAUGUAGAUAUUGACAUAGCACCAUCUACCAAAUAUAAGACCAUCCCAAUGGUUCGGAAAGAACUGCUGACACAGUUUGAGGACAUCGAACAGAACCAGGUUGUUCUGGACGACAUACUUCAAGAGUCAACAGAUAUAGAGGGUCUUGAUCUUUCAGAGUUGGAAUGAUAGAUGAUGACAGUUAGCAAAGGAAAGAAGCAAGUAACACUUGUAGGGUUUUUCAUCUCAACAGCAUGGUAAAUGGUUAAUGGACUGUACUUAUAUAGCGCCUUUCUAGUCUUUUCGACCACUCAAAGCACUUUACACUACAACUCACUCACCCAUUCAUACACUGAUGGCAGGGGCAUCAGGAGAAGCUAACAAUUCAUACACAUUCAUGGCACAGCAACGGGAGCAAUUUGGGGACAAGGACACAUCAACAUGUGGACUGGAGGAGCCGGGACUCGAACCGCCAAUCUUCCAAUUGGAGGACGACCGCGCUACCUCCUGAGCCACAGCCGCCCAGCACUUUGUAACUUGAUUUUUUAAAAGACCUUUUCAAAUAAAUAUUGUUUUUCUUUCUACAGUUUGUUUAAGGGUACAUUUUUAAGUGUAGCAGAAUGUCUCUGAUGGACAUGUUGAAUGUUUGGAGCACCAUUUUUGUGCCUUAUGUAACGGCCUCAUGGCCUCUAACCUAAAUUCUGAUUGGUUGUCUGGGAUUUGGGAAGUGGCUCAUCAGGAGAGAUGGACAGCACCUGGAUUGGUGUGAAUGCUCCUUUAUAAAUAGAGCAUUUACUCCCUCUCUCCUGUUUGAGUUGCUGGGUUUGUUUGAGCUUUGGUUAUUUAUAUUCUUGUUUCAUCUUACAUUUAUACACAUUCACACACCCCCCCCAUACAUUACAAACAUUACUGAUGAACUGACAUACAUAGUUACUUUAGUUUCAUUCAAUAAAUGUAUGUUUUUUUCUAGUUUAAAGUCAUGUGUGGUCUCCAUCUUUUGUCCUACCUCCGAGCCAGGUUGUGACAC
Molecule: messenger RNA, 2108 nt
Organism: Scomber scombrus (Atlantic mackerel)
Lineage: Eukaryota; Metazoa; Chordata; Actinopteri; Scombriformes; Scombridae
Product: fibrinogen alpha chain
Exons: 4
Coding region: 641-1270 (209 amino acids)
Biological process (GO): blood coagulation; platelet activation; protein polymerization
Cellular component (GO): fibrinogen complex
Molecular function (GO): signaling receptor binding
Source: RefSeq, a predicted model, not a curated record